Porites lobata is the source of this 17436-nucleotide messenger RNA. NCBI's taxonomy places the organism in Eukaryota, Metazoa, Cnidaria, Anthozoa, Scleractinia, Poritidae. The record is from the annotation of a GenBank genome assembly.
AUGGCAACCAACUCAGAGAGACAGAUAGGUGAAACACUUACGGACAGCUUGUUAAUAGAUAUAUUGACCCCAGGAUAUCUACCCGAUGUAUCUGCAUUACAGGUGCCGCCUGCCGCAUACCAAGGUAAAUAUAAUAAUAAUUAUUAUUCCAAGGCUGUUUUUUAAUGAUCACCAUUGGGAUUGAAAGGGGCUUUGUCAAGCUAUUUGCUAUCUUUUUGAAAAGCUAAAACUUUGUUUCCAGCUAUUGAAUUCCAAUAAUGAUGGUCCAGUUUUGUUAUUUAAGACUAUAAUUUAGGCAUUGAACCUGUUUCCUGUUAUCUGCUACAACUGAUGGCAAGGAUGGACAAAAAUUGAAACUUGAAAAAGUUUUGCGCCAACUUUUUCAAGUUUUGAUGCCUUGCCUGUAAACAGACAAAAACAAAAAAAAAAACAUAUUACUGAAAAACACAUUCUUAAACAUCAGCAAUUUGUUGAACAAUUUGCAUUAAAAAAUUGUAAUGGUUGGGGCUUCCUGAUGAAAUUUGUUUGAUGCCUUUUCCAUAUCUCUAAUGGAGCAUUUUGUGUAUGGGUAAGGCCGGGCACCAAGUAAUGACAUACCAUAUCUUCUUGAUUAAACGCCGGACCCCCAUUUAACGCCGGCCUUGAAGAAACACCAGGUUAAAACUGCCAACUUUUAAAAACACCGGGUGCAUUUAGGUUACAAGGACCAGCUGCAAGUAACUAGAAUCUUGUGAGCAGCACUGCUUUGAAAUACAGCUGUACCAAGUACAGUAUGUUGUUUUGGUAUUUAAUUAAUAAAUGUUCAAAGGAAAAAUACUGCCUUAACAAAAGUAGGAUGGAUGCUGCACAAUAAAAUGUAUGGUACCGUAAUACUGUAACUUUGGGUAAGGUAUGUACGGUUGUCAUCCUUGGAGUUCCUGGGGCAGGACAAAGGGUAAAAUCAUCUGACGUGACAAACUGCCCCUGGGUCUCCAAGGAUCAGUAAUAAUAAAUCAAACUGAAAAACAAAUGACAGAAAAUUGCAUUUCAUUAAUAAAUGCCAGACCCCGAUAAAACACCAGCCUCAAAAAAAGGCUGGGUCAAGACUGCCAAUUUUUGAAUUAUUACCAGGGCAGUUUAAUUGAAAAAUAUGGUAAGCACAGAAUUGACCAGUGACAACAAUAUCCUCUUGACAUAGCCCCUAGAAGGUGGAGGACUUUAUAUUAUACAUACCUUAAUACUUACAUACAUACAACUUUUAUUUACACACAAUAUUAAUUCAAAGCUACAAGCUUGUGGGGUCGUGUGCAAAAAUUACAAAUAAAAUAAACGUUAAAAGUUAUUAAAACUAGGAAAUAAAAUCGUUCAAUCAAAAAUACACAUUAGAAGUACAAAAAACUCUUAGAUCUGUUGUUAAGUUUGUGGCUAAAACGUUGAAAUUAAAAUCGAAAAAAGUCAGCGUGCAAAGGAAGUCAUUUUUACAGCUUGCCAUUUGGGCAAACUGCAGCUAACAUUUACUAGCCCAAAAAACAUUUUGAUGAGAAGAUUGAGUUCACAGUUCUUCUGUAAUUUGAAUUCCUCAACAAAAAUUCACUUGCCCGUCGGGCAAGUUAAUAACAGAAUUCACUAGCCCGAUAGCAAAAUCCACUAGCCCCGGGCUGUUGGACACUACAAGUUUUCUUUACACACUGAAAGUGCAAGACUUGAUGACUUUUUUCAGAAAAGAUUUCAUGUCUGUGCAAUCUAAAAUAGAACCAUUUAAACAACCUAUGGUGUUCCAGAGGACAUCCCCUCUAUAAGCACGAAAUGUAAUCAGAAAAUGUAGAGUGUUUUGCUUGUUCAGUCAACAGUAAUAAGAAAUGAUAAGACAUAUAAUUUUUAUUCUUUGUAGGCCCUUACCUGGAGAUUCUUGAACAACCUAAACAGGUAACAAAAUGAAAAAAAUAUAAACAUUCUUUUACAUUUAGUCCAAGUGAGGUUUUGAUGUUAGUUGUUAAUGUGGUUCAAUUUAUUGUAUUUGGUUUGAAUUUUAUUUCCCUUUGUUUUCAUACCCGACCAUACCUUUCAAUUUAUGCAAUGGAAAUUAGAAGUUAUAUGAAGGUUAGACUUGAAGCGCAGCAUAUGCAUGCUACUUUAGACGUAAUUUAUUUUUUCCUUUGUUUUCUUAGAGAGGCUUUCGUUUCCGGUAUCCUUGCGAGGGCCCAUCUCAUGGAGGCUUACCAGGCCAAUAUUCUGAGAAAGGCAAGAAGUCAUACCCCUCAGUCCAACUGAGUAACUAUCAUGGCCCUGCCCGUGUUGUUGUGUCAUUAGUAACAAUUGACGAGCCUUACAUGCCACAUGCACACAGUCUAAUUGGAAAGAAUUCCAAUGAUGGGGUGGUGACAGUACAGAUUGGCCCAGAGCAUGGAAUGACAGCAAGGUAUUGUAACUUGGACAUUGUAAUGAAAAUUAAGGUUACAGUAAGACAUACAUUGUACAUGUCAGAAAUAUGCUUUUUGGAAAGAGUUUUUUGCCUGGUAACCACACAGCAAUUCCUGUUUCUUCUUAAGGGAGGUCAGAGUUCUCAUUUACCUUCAGUUUUAUAGAUCUGUCCUUAUUGAUUCCCCCUUUUGAAAAUGUCUCCAAAUUGCCAUCCAACUCAGGCCUGUAGCCAGGAUUUUUUAUGGGGAGGUGUGAUCUAUCAUGGAGAUGGACCAAACGAUGCCAGAGGUGCUAGUUUCUGGGUUGGGGGGAAUUAAGUUGCCUGAGACUGCAUUUCAAGCAUUUUGAAAAACUUGGAUAUUUUUCAAACGUUAAAUCUUCAAAAGUAUUUUUUUAAUAGGGUACUUUAUUUUACACUUUGUUAGAAUAGAAAUGUGGGAUGUUAAAAGAAAAAAAAAAGGAGAAAGAAAGUUGUAAAUCCGUAUUAUUCGCUAGGUUUGAUGCAUGAUGUUGCAUCAUGAUCUUUCAAUAGUGUACCAAGCUCAAGCUUCCUUGCAUGUUUCUUAGAAACAGAUCAACCACAGACUUCUUUCUUGUCAAUAUAUGUUAGAUAGUGGAUGUGUUUGUUACCCAGUGAAGAGAGCCUCUCUUGUGCAAUGAAUACUACUUUUUGGUCACAGAAAAUAACUUAUAUUUUAAACAACCCUCAAAGACAAAAGGGCCACACAAAAAGGAACAAUGCAUAUCACAAUCUCCUUCAAGAGAAAAAGGAUCUCAGAUCUCCCUCUUUUAAUUGGAAGGAGCCCAUCAGUGGCUUCUGUAAGUAGCCUGCGUAGCAAGUGUUUCGGUGCAUUUUCUGAGCAAAGAAUGAGAAACAAGAAAAGUACAGUGAGUGAAAGAGUGGGGAGGAGUUGGUCAGCAAGAAAAGGUGGACCACUGGGUUCUGUGGGGGGGGGGGUGCAAGUGCACCCAUCACCCCCCCUCUCUACGGGCCUUGCAAUAACCGUAAAUCUCCAUGGCAACCAGCUCUUGUAAGCGACCACCUCCCAUAAGCCCUCACCUAUCCACAGCACCGACAUUUUUCUUUACAGCCUUACAGUCGAAACCUUUCACAAAUGACCACCUCCUGUAACUGACUACUGACCUACUUAGCUGACUUGCAGUUUCUUGAGCUUUGAUAAAGGUGAAACAUGUCAAUCAAUCUUAAUUAUGUCGCAUGGGAAAAUAGCCUUAAGUUAACCUGGAGUAAAAAAGAAUUGGUUGUGUUUGAAGCUUUAUCUUACUUAAAGUAAUUAUUAUAAGUUACUUGUCUUGAAAUAUUUCUUAGCUUUUUUAGGCUCCGGUGUAAAGACUACCUAUGUUUGCUCUAUGUACUGUCUUACUUAGAGAAUACGAAGAACUGUUAACAACUGCAGGGAACUGCACAAUCAUAUAGACCAUCAAGUGGAUGUGCCCAGACCUGACUUCUCAGGAGGGAUCACCUGUUGUUCGAUUCUUGUAAAAGAUCGCCUAUCAUAAGCAACCACUUAGUUUUUGCCUUUUUGGUAGUAACUCAUCAGAGGUUCAUUUUAGAAGAUCCUUUGACCAUCAAUAUCUUGUUACUUUGGUUAUUUAAUGCAUAUGAUUGUUAAUAAUAUAUACUUUUUCAAUAAUGAUGAUGAUGAUGAUAAUUUUUCAAUUUUAGUUUUCCAAACCUUGGUAUUCAACAUGUAACAAGGAAGAGUGUGUCUAAAGUGCUGAUGGAUCGAUACCUUAAACUUCAGACACUCCACACAGCAACCCUCAAUGCACUAUCAGUGGACAGCAAGGGGUUUAAUGCGGACACAGCAAUGAGGGAUCAAGGUUUAGCUGAUGGUGAUCUCUCAGAAUUUAAUAAAAAUGUGGCUGAAGCAAUUGCGGGUGAGUUACAAAUAGUAAAUGAAUAAUUCUAAUGUACAGUUUACUUCAACAGCUGUACCCUUAACAGUCUGCUCAUGUAAUGUAAUUUAAUUUAUUACACAAAUAUAAAAAUUUAAUUAAAGAAAAAUGCAACUUUGUGAUUUUUUUUCACAAACAUUUUUCAGUUGGCAUAGAUACAUACACUAGCAUUUGACUUCUAAUCAAAUUGUUCACUGUACAGACCUGAGCCCUCGAGUUGAAGUUUUGAUGUUUUUUGUGGUCUUUUUUUAACUUAAUGUGGGUUUUGACAUCUAAAAAAAUUCAUGUGAGAAAUGUAUAUUUUACAGGUGAAAAUUAUAUCCAUGUUAAAAUUUUUAACAUAGGUUGAUUCUCAUCAAGUUCCUUUGUCUCCUAGGGCCAGGAGUUUUAAAAUGGCUUUAUCUUGUUCAUCUUAAUUAGCCAAUUAACACUAAACAGUUCCUGUCAUUUUUAAAUCAGACAGUCAGUGGCUUCUCCCAUAGUGGGUGCAGGGUAACUGAGUUCUGUUUAUCUGAUUUACAGAGGAGGAGUCACGCAAAGUGCGGCAGAUGGUGGAGGAGCAGAAGACUAACAUGAAUUUAAGCGCUGUGCGACUGUGCUUUCAAGCCUACCUUCCUGAUGAGACUGGCUGCUUCACUAAAGCAUUGCCACCUUGUAUCUCAGAUCCAGUUUAUGAUUCAAGUAAGAUGAUCUUAAACUUGGCUUAUUCAUACAUAGGCACUGUAAAUGCUUGCAAAUAUUAUUGAUACUGCUAUAUCCUAUUCUUCAGUUGAUGUUUGAAUUUAUAGUGUCAGCUCUUCUUGGGUGUUAUUAUUAAAUAAAACCUUUGUGUUCAUAGAACUGGGUCAUUUUUAUGCCCCCUAUCUCCCCACAUUGGCAAUGACCUCUUGUCACUUUCUCUGUCUCCGUAGUUGCUAUUGUGGUGAGGUUUUAGCUGUAGUCAUAGGGCAUGCAUUGUACAGAUUGUCUGUUAUAUAACCCUUGGCUGUUUUUCCCAAUCAGAAGCCCCAUCAGCGUCCAAUCUGAAGAUUUGUCGCAUGGAUCGCAACUCUGGAUGCGUUACAGGAAAUGAUGAGGUGUACUUGCUUUGUGACAAGGUGCAGAAAGGUAUGUCAUUUUAAAGUUUUUGUACAUGUCAGAUGACAUUAGAAAGGGUGAGAAAAGAUUUUGUCAAUAUUAUAAUUAGCACCCGACUAUCAAAGCAUACAUGUAGGCAUUAGUCUCUGAAUCAUGGUUUCUGAUGCCUGGGAGUUUGGGGGCAGGGAGUGUGUACUCCAUGAUCAGUGUUAUGGUGGGUGUGUAACACUGGUAUCCUGGAGCCAUGGUCUACACCAGACCAUGUUAUAUUAUUACUCUAUUCCCCAGGACACCAGUAAUAGUUGUUGUGAACACUUUGACUCUAAAAUCCUUAUCACCCAUCUGUUUCUUAUGUUUCGUGUAUAUCUGUAAUGUGUUGCAGACGAUAUUGAAGUUGUGUUUUAUGAGACUGACCCUAAUACUGGCAAGAGGUCAUGGGAAGCUCAUGGAGUCUUCUCUCCCACAGACGUCCAUAGACAGGUGCAGUUUAUCCGCAAUAAUAGUAAUUUAACCCAUAUUUAUUUUGGGCCCAGAGAUUUUGGUGAAAAACACAAUUUAAAGCUAGAUAAGCCAUUUCCUAGUCCUUAUCUAACCAAAUGAAGCAAAACUGCCCAAAAGCAUUGUUUACUUUGCAAGUUAAACAUGAUGCUGGCUUUCUUCCCAAAGUAAAGUUAUGUGUGUACAACUUCUGAAGUUCGGGUGUGGGCAGAAUUUGAGUCUGCAUUUUCUACUUUUAUAUUUGCUAAUCCUUUCCUCUUCUCCCCUCUUCUUUUUCUUUUCUUUCCCCAUUUUUUCUUUUGCUGGGUAUUUACUAUAAAUCCUCAUUAUAAAGACAGUUUGAAGAGUUAAUUCCAUGAAAACCCCAGGAAAAGAAUCUUUUGAAGGACACUGGUAGCAAUAUUAGAUUGUGGAACAAGAUAUCAUUGGAAGUUUUAGGUCAACGUGACGUGUACUUGGUUUUUUGCAUUUUUCUCCUACUUAUCUUGAAUCAUUCUCAUUCUGGUAUGAUUUGAAAGAUCUUUUCCCCAUGCAGGAGUUAGGAAUAAAAGUUAUCUAUGACUAUUAAAAUUGUUUUUGUCACAAGGGGUACAAGGGUUAUGCAUGAGUUUUGAAUGUAUUUAAAUUGCAUGCCUUAAACCUGGAGCUUGGAGGGUUGUAAGUUCGAUUCUCACCUGGAGCUCGGAAUUUUUCUGAGUUUUCUGGUCUUAGAAUUCUUCUUCUUUCAAAUUAAACAUGUAAGUAGCAAAGGAUUUGUAGAACAUCCCCCCUAAACUGAAUAACAAUGAAAUUUAUAGGUUGCCAUAGUGUUCAAAACACCUGCAUACUGGAAUGUUGCCACUGAAAAUCCUGUUAAGGUUCAUCUUGAACUGAGGCGGAAGUCAGAUCAGGAAACCAGUGAACCUGUGGAGUUCACUUAUCAACCUCAGAUGUUUGGUAUGUGGCUCUCUUUCUCAUAGCCUAUGAAAACAUCUGUUUCUCCUUGCUCUUCGCCGUUGGGGACGUUUCGUGAGGAGGAAUGUCUGUGACUCAAGGACAGAAAUUCCAUACUGAUGAUACAAAUCAAUGUUUACAUAAUAAAUCCGGUAGUCGUGGGGUUCCAAAUAUAUUUUUGUCCAAUUUUCUGAAUUUUACGUGUCUUCUGGUCAAUUUUGGUGAAGUGUUGUGUUCAUCUGCCAACGAGCUCCAGCAAAACUCAAUUGCUUCUUCUAGAGAACACUGUAUUUUGCAAAUAUUGACUGUUUUGUUAGAGAUUCUUCGUGUUUACAUUUGACCUUUGUGGCCUUUUGUCUUUUGUCUGUCAUUCAUAAACAAUAGCUAAAACAAUGUAACUACUCCGUCGACCAAUCAUCGCUUCUGACUGGAUUUCGGACCGAUUUUACGUCAUCAGUAUGGAAUUUCUGUUGCUGAGUCACAGAUGUUUCUCUGCUCGAAAUGUCCCCAGUGGUGAAGAGCGAGGAGAAACGGAUGUUUUCGCAGACUAUCUUUCUCAGAGAUUGUUUAGUUAGAAACAAUGAUAGCUAUUGCUACAGUGUUGACAGAAUCAUCGAAAAUUUGCUAUUUAAAUUAUAUGAAAAAUAUUAAAUAAUAUGCAAGUAGAUAAAUAUUGCAAAAUCAAAGCUGUUGAUUUGAAUGUAUUUUGCAAAAAAAAAAAGAAUAUGUAUGUUACAGGCCAAAAUUAAAUUCAGAAUAAUUAUUCACUUAGAAGGGAGGCAAUCUAAAGCAAAGUAGUAGAUGCAUAUUUAAAAGCUUUUUCUACGUCAAUGUUGUCUCAAUCUUAUAAUCCUGUAAAUUUCAUCAAUGUAAAAUCAUUUCUUAUAUGAUUUUGGUGAGUGCAAGGCUUUCCUUGGCAUUGACAGGAAUAAUAUCAGAAUUAAUCUUUUGCAAGAUUUGUUAUUUCUAUUGAGAUGUAUAUAUUGCUUUUGUUUUUAGACAAAGAGCAGAUUGGUGCUAAGAGACGGAAGAAGAUUCCGCAUUUCUCAGACUAUUUUCCAGGGGGAGGGGGUGGCCCACCCAGUGUGGGUGGUGCUGGUGGUGGAGGAGGUUUUGCUGGUUUUGCUGGGUUUGGAUUGUUUCCAACCUUUAACUUUAUGGGAUUACAGUCCAGUAAUCAAGGUGAGUUUAACAGAAGGUACUUGGCUGUUGCAUGUGGCUCUUUUUAAGGUGCAGCAAAGAUUCUUUGAAAAAUGAUAAGUUAAACAUGUUGUUUUUCCUGUUAACUUCAGCUGCCCUCAGAUGUUCAAACGUUGGAUAGCGCUGUCCACCAGGCCCCAGUUGUUCAAAAGGUGGAUAAUGCUAUCCACUGGAUAACACAUUAUUGGACUGACCAACACUUACAUGUACAUGGAUAGUGAUUUAUCUGGUGGAUAGCCCUAUCCAGUGUUUCAACAACUGGGCCCUGAUAAAUUACUAUCCAGCGAAUAAGUGUUGUCUGCUGGACAGAAAUUUAUCCAGUGGAUAUAAGCGUUAUCCACCCUUUUAACAACUUUGGCCUGAUCUGUAGUACUUUUGUCAGGUAACUUUGUGGACAGUGCCUUCCAUGUUUUGAUACUAGUAACCAUGUUUUUGAAGACAGUCAUUGAUAUUUUUGUUAUGUAAAAUUGAUUUGAUCAGAUUUGUUCCUGACCAUGCAAUCAGCACUCUUCUUGGUCACUUUUUAUAUUCUGUCCUGACUUAUAAUAAUAUUACCUAUGUACGUUGUACCAUUUUUUCCACAAACAUUUGACUUGAUUCACACAACUGAAUCAGAAUAUUAUUGUCUGUCACAUUAAGGAGAUGGCUCAGGCACUUCUCAGCAAGGACAGUCGACUUCAUCUGGGCAGACACAUAUGGCUCAACAAUCAAGCAGGUUACCAGAAUCAGGUUAGUGGAUCAGCUAAUGGCUGUGAGAUUUCAAACCAUAGCACACCAUUAUACUUUAUUGCUUGUUAAUUGUGUUCCAAGGCAGGAAUGAUCCCCAGUGACUUUUAGUGCUGAUUCCAGAAGUUUGUUCUUUAACAUCUGCCUUAGAAACACUUAAAAUGUUUGUUGUCUUGUGUUAACAGUAAAUUGGUGUCAACUUGUUGAGUGGCUGUAUUUAAGACUAGUGACUGGCUGUAUGGUGUGUCCUGUAAGUAGCAGUAAGAUAAUAGUUAGCGGUAUGUUAUUGUUUUCAUAAGUGUUUUGUCUGUGAAUGUUUGAAAUAUAACAAAACAAAAUUUUAGCUUAAAGAAGGGCAAUACAGUGUCGUCGAAAUUUUUUUAUCGGUUUAAUGGUUUUAUUGGUAGUCUGAUUAAAUUUGCCUUGUUAUAGAAAUCUCACUCAAUGAAUUAGCCUGGAAUCUUGCUGAGAAGUCAGCUGCAGCUAUGCGUGAUUAUGCUACUUCGGGUGAUGUGCGAUACCUGCUUGCUGUACAGAGACAUUUAACAGCUGUCCAAGAUGAUAAUGGAGACACGUAAGUAACAUGACUGUGUAUAACUAUAUGUAAUUCUAAAUCUUAACCCUGAUGCGCUUAGUUCAUGCAGCUCUCUUUUUCUGCAGAAGCUCUUGUAGACUUCAAAAGUUGGCAAUGGUUAUAUGGAAGAUGGAAAAGGCAGGCCUCAGCCUUUCUCUAAAUAUCCUUCCUGUUUUUCUGCCUACUUUAUUUCUACUCUCUGUAGCCUCUGUAUGUACCAGUAUAAGAUGAUGAUGAUUAUUAUUAUUAUGACAUCUUUAGGACUUGUUUGGCACUCUUAUUGCUGCAGUUGCCUUUUGACCCAUUCAAUUAUAAUAAUUUCUGUAUGUCUAUAAAACUUGCACAUGAAAUUUUUACUGCUAUUUUUGACUGCUUCAGUAGUUACCCCAUUAAUACUGACUUUUAUAUUUUCAAGACUGUUGAGAGUUGGGGACGUUUGAGAAUAAGGAGUGCUUUUUCAAGUACAUUUUAAUAAAAAUUAUCUGAUAGUGAAGAAAAAAAAUGUAAAUAGUAAUUAUUUGAUGCUCAAAUGAACUAAUCUACUUGUCUUAAACACUGGCUGCUUCAUUUUGAGUUGACUUUUGAUUUUUCUGUUCAACAGAGCACUUCAUCUUGCAGUUAUCAACUCACAGCAAGAAGUGAUGCAGUGUCUUGUUGAAGUUAUGGCUGGACUGCCUGAAACCUUUGUCAAUGAAUUUAACUUUUUAAGACAAGUAAGCAGUAAUUAUUUUUUUCUUACACUGUUGUUACAGUAUAGUAGCAUUGUAGUAAAAAAGAAGAAUUUUAUAACAUAGCGCCAGAAACUCGAAAUGAGUUUCUGAUAGCGCAUGCUUGCCCCUAUCUACAUAGGUCCUUUUGAGUACCAACUUGGGAAGUUAAAAAAGUCUCGUGCUCCCCUAAACGCUUCAAGUGCAUCUAUAACUCGUUAUACGCAUGCUACAGUGUAAGCAUGAAACGAUUCUCAAAAAAACCUGCUUCAUUGAGUGUCACUGUAUCAAGAAUGAAUUAAGGUCUAAUAAGGGCACUCUUGUUACACUGAUCUUAUCCCCAGCUAAAGAUGGCAUGGCCAUUCCUAAGAGGUCAUUAAAGCCACUCUUAAUGCAAGCCAUUUUCAGGCAAAGGGUAGAACCUUCUUCCCUGGUUUUUUCAAGGACACCGGUAACUGGUUUCACUCCAGGAAUUAAACCCACAACCCUGUGUAGUUACCAACUAAGCCAACCCAGUCAUGGUCAAAGUUAAUUCUAAAUGGGGUCCUGAUCAAGUUUGCCUCUAGUUUGUCACAUUCAUAAUUCUGAAAUCAGCCAGUCAGUCAAUCAGUUGGCCAGUUAUUUACUCUGCCUGAGGUCCUGUUAGGGUCAAAUUCCAACUAGGACAUGGCCUUGAAACAUUGACAUACAGUGUAAGGUAUGGGAAAUGCGGGCAACAUACCACACAAAGAUGGGUUGAAAAAAACUGCGACUGUGACAAAAAUUAGUGCAAAUACAUUGGUAAACUACAGACAGGGACAUGGCUUUCUCCUCAAUAUGCAAAACAAAUGGUUUUGAAAUUCAGACUAAGGACAUAAACUCCUGCCACUAUAAAGAAGGCCUUGCCAGAAAAUCCAUAGUCAGUAAAUGGUUUCGUCACUCAUUCCUGAUCUUUCAUUCAGUCAGUUAGUUAGUCAGGCAGCCAGUCAGUCAGUCAUUAAGUCAUGUUAAUCAAUCUUUCUUCGCUGCCCUUCAGCUAAUCAAUAAUAAAUUGCCAUAAAAUAUUUACUCUCCCCAGACUCCUCUCCACCUGGCUGCCAUCACCAAACAGCCCCAUGCUCUUGAUUGUCUCUUAAGAGCUGGUGCGAAUCCCAGGCUGCGUGAUCGGCACGGCAACACUGUUGUGCACAUUGCAUGCACUUAUGGAGAUGGUGCCUGUCUGAAAGCACUGUUGAAUCACAGUGCACCAAAAACUGUGCUUAAUCUUCAAAACUACCAAGGCAAGUGCUUUUAGGAAUAUUCGACAUGUGAAAAGCCUGGGCUACUUAAAACCGUCAUAAACUAAGGCCUCUUGUAUAAAACAGGGUAAAAAAGGUUUUGUCAGAGUUUGAAGACCUCAGUGGCACAACCCUACUUAAGCUUCUACUGUGCGCCCCAGCCUCCUGGGUAGAGAUUUUGCAUGGGUGUUACAAGUGUGAAUUUUCAAGGGAUGAUAUUCGAGGGAUACCAAAUUCCAGUUGUUUGAAAGUAACAGGGGUUGGAGGGUUUUGUAGAGGAGGUGUGGGUUUUUCCUGGAACGACUCAUCUUGUGAUGUUGCAGAGUUCAUUAGUUACCAAAAUUGUCGAAAAUAAGGCAGUACUGACUAUAUUUAAUUUUGCUUUCAGGUUUGACUCCAGUCCAUCUAGCAGUGUUGUCAGGCAGCAAAGAUGCACUGAAACUUUUGAACUUUGCAGGUGCCAACCUGAGUGCUCAGGUGUGAAAAGUUUUCAUAUUUUUUCAGACUGGCCAUUUUAAGUUUAGGCUGUGUGACCACAUUUCGUAGUCAUCACCUUUUCAGCGUUAAUCCUUGGAAGUGGCCAAAAAAUGAUUUUAAAUAACAGUAUUAAAAUACCAUCGGUUAUGUAGCCAUUUUCUCACGUAAGUCUGCAAAACUGACGGUGUUUACUGUAGCUUUAAGUCAGGUGAUUCAGUUUUUCUGCACACCAUUUGCACUUACAUUCUGAGUGUAAAUCCGCCAUAUUGCGCGCAAUUUACACGCGUGUACUGUAAAUGCUUCAAUUCCCGUGGCCAGUGCUGUAUCCCGGCCAUGCUUUAUAGUAUGAACGUUUGAUUAUAUUUGCUGUUCUCUGUCAGGAUGGUACAAGUGGAAAGACCCCUCUUCACUAUGCAGUAGAACAAGGCAAUCUUCCCUUGGCUGGUUUUCUCAUUUUGGAGGUUAGUUUUCCUUGUCUAAUUGCAUCCGGGUAGUAUCACCUGUGACUGAUGCGACAGGGUCCGACGAGCUAUGGGUUUGGGUGGGCAAUGGUUUCGCUGGAAUAUUUUAUUACCAUUAUUAACUAAAAUCUUUAAUCUUUGUGUUGCAUGAACAUCAUAUCAUAUUGUUAUUACGGUAUGUUUUAAAUCUACUUUUUUGUGCAGGAAACUAACAGAAUUGUGAUAAAAAUUAGACAGAUUUUUCAGGAUUGAUAGAAAUAAACGCGUUUCUGGUGAUUUCAGAAGCUCUAAAUGUUAAACUUUUCGAGGAGAACAUGCCCACGAACCCCUCCUAGAUAAGCUCGAGCCAUCGGCGCUCACUGAAGCCCACCAGUCUAAAAUAUGCUGCGCAGUCCCUGCACGAUUAUUAAUCCAUUAAACUGUGCUACCCUUUACUGUUAUUAAUCGAACCGUUUGGAACUGACUUUCAGGGCAACUGCGAUGUAGAUGCGUCCUCAUUUGAUGGCAACACCGCGCUUCACCUAGCUGCUGGAUACGGACUCAAGGGACAGACCGCUUUACUUGUGGCUGCUGGAGCUGACACAUCGUUACAGAACUCUGACGAAGAAACUGCUUUUGACUUGGCUAACGUAGCGGAAGUAAGGUUUUGUCAAUGUCAACAAAAUAAUUGAGAAGACAGAAAGCGCUAUAUAGAGAAAUGCCUGUUGAAGAGUUGGAAGUAAGAUUUGAAAAAAGGUGUUCAGAAAUUGUUUUCCAAUGUAGUCCUGUUCGCUAUGCAUCGUAUGACUGCUUUACCUUGACUCUCUUAUCAAUGAAUGGACGCCAAUACGCCGAAAGAAUAGCUUAAACUACGAUAAGGGAAAAGGGGGGUGAUCCUGUAAUGAUUUUAAAGCUUCACCCCCGUGGCUAGCCUUUUGGCUCUUGACCCACACUUAAUUUGGGUUUGGAAAUCUUAAUUUUAUGUCCACAGUAAAUUAAAAAUCUCGACCCUGUCAUUUUGUAUCCUUGUAACUGAAUUAGUUUCUACCUUAUGAUUUGUCUCCAGGUUCAGGAAAUAUUAGAUGAAGAUGAAGCACUAAGUACCGAUCCUUCUCAAGGUAGGCAACGAACUCGUAGAGUCUUAGCAAUGCGGCACAUUCGAUACUGUUGUGGUCAAAUGUUUUUUUUUUUUUAAUCUUUCGGAUGGCUCCAUCACAAAUGCCAAAAGUGCGGUGUCUAAUUGCGAAUUACCCGACAGGUGUGUGAAAAAUGCGCUCUGUGCAAAAUCUAGUAGUCGUUACUUACUUGUGCAAGACUUUGCAAGGGACCGAGCAUUUGAGACGUCUCCAAUACUGCUACAUGGGUUGGGUCCUUCUUCAGCGCCAUUUACAGACGUUGUGAGGUGACUCAGUUAAAGGUGGCACCCAAGACGUCAUGUUGAACUGACCUGAUUCGCUUAUUUAUAUUUUUAUUUUUCAGAUAUAUCCGCUGGUGUGGCGAAUAUGAAACUUGGCCAAGGUUGGUGUCUUUACUCAAGAUUUGUUGAAGAAUUAUCAGCCCUUGAUCAAUUAAUUUUACCCCAAAACCUUGCUGAUACGUGCAUAAAUCGCCGGGAGCUUUUUAAGGGGAGCGUACCUAACUCUCGUUCGGCUGUCUGCGUCCCUUGGCUUAUCUUGUCUAUUUAAGUACAUGAUAUAGUAUUAUAUACAUAUCACAUUCAUAUUUUCAGGUGACCUGGACAAGCUAGACCCGUAUGUUCGACGGAAAAUGGCUCAAAGACUAGACAUCCCUACUGACGCGAACUGGCGUGAGUUAGCCAGGAGGCUGAAGCUAGGUACAUUAGAGAGGGCGUUCGAAAUACACACGAGUCCAACCAUUCAGGUGCUGGCUGAAUAUGAGGUAUGUAGUCAGCUCUUUGAUGCGUCAGAUCGACUGUGGACAUGUCGCAAGUAUUGCUUUGUAACAAUUAUGGCUGGUAUCUCUGUGGUGAUGAAAAGUGCGCGUCACACCUCAGUCCGAUCAUGGAGUUGUUGAGACUGGCGCAUCUCCAAUCAGUAGACACGGAAGCUGUGGGAAUGUUUUAACGCAAACCUCCACUGUUACAACAAGUUGACAAGUUGACGACAACAAGUUGACAUUACACUGCUGAAAAUGAAGCUUAAAUUUUAAUUCUAUUCCCAAUCAGUCGAUAGAAAAUUUGGAUGGCUAUUGAUGGAUUUGAAUCCUGCCAUCUGGCUUUAAAUGUUUACGGAAUAAGGCUAUAUUCCAAUUUCUUUGACCUGUUGCCCCCAAACAUUGUGUUGCCAAAUUUUGUUGCUCCGGGCGAUUUUCACUUAUUCCUUUCCUUGCUUGUCGCAGCCGUUGCAAACAAAGGAACCUCAGUUUAUAAUGGAAUCGGAAACCACUUAACGUCGAAAAAUUUCAAAAUGGCAGCUCUCGAGAAAUUUAGAGACGAAGACAGAGGCUAUUCAGAAGUACAUAAAGUCAUUAAAGGGAGUUAUAACUGUUAUAUGCUAACCUGUAUUUCCUAUGUUCGUUUUUCCCAGGCUGCGGAAGGAACUAUCAAGACUUUAAGUGAGGUACUUUUUGACAUGCGCAGAGGAGACGUGUUAGACAUCCUUGAAGGCAGGCAUGACUCCGGCUUUGACUCAGGGUUUGGAUCCCAGUCUCUCUCCUUCAACAAAUCAGAAGGUAAUGUUUGUGCCUCCAUCGAUUUGGAAUUAAAAGACGUCAUUUUUGGACCUUUGGGUUUGUUACAACAAUUCUCCAAUUGCAGAUUACUAAAGGGCUUUCUGAGUUACCUUGGGAGUCCCCACUGGUAUUGACUGGUGAUUUUUAUCCACAUUUGUGUGCAAAUAAAGAGAAAAACCAAGCAUAUAUCAUUGAAAUUGGCUUUAUGAGUGGGUAAUGAGUAUAAAAAAUGCCGCAUAAGGUCAUCAAUAUUCCAAGUGGUUAACCAUGUCACCAAACUAAACCGUUCGGUGAUAAAACGUUAAUACAUUUUAAGAUAGCCAGAAAUCAGUUUUCAUUCUCUGGCGGAUUUACUCAGGAGUGAAAUAAUUAAACGAAAAUGUUUAAAAAGAACAUCAAAGCAUUUUGCUAUGUUGAUUUGUUUCUUUCUAAGAAAAUCGAAUGGCCCCGAGUAAAAGGUGUUAAACAGUAGCUGUUUCUUUUUAGAAUUGACGUCUUAUGGAGCAGGAAUCUCUGAAGUCUCGCAUAAGGUCAUCAAUAUUCCAAGUGGUUAACCAUGUCACCAAACUAAACCGUUCGGUGAUAUAACGUUAAUACAUUUUAAGAUAGCCAGAAAUCAGUUUUCAUUCUCUGGCGGAUUUACUCAGGAGUGAAAUAAUUAAACGAAAAUGUUUAAAAAGAACAUCAAAGCAUUAUGCUAUGUUGAUUUGUUUCUUUCUAAGAAAAUCGAAUGGCCCCGAGUAAAAGGUGUUAAACAGUAGCUGUUUCUUUUUAGAAUUGACGUCUUAUGGAGCAGGAAUCUCUGAAGUCUCGUCUGGUUCUUCGCUACGAAAAGAAAAGGCCACUUUUGAUCCGUCACGAAAGGCCGGACACUUUCGACCGAACAGACUGCACCAAGAUGUGUUUUAACUACGAGCUGUGUUUUAGUACUAAAUACCUAAAUGAUGAAAGUUACGAAACUUAGAGGUUAUCCAGCAUUUGUGGCAUCGUGUAUAACAUGAGACAGUGUUACAUGAAAAUGUGUUUUGUGCCACACAACGCAAGGUAAAAUCUCUGCAUACAACCGUGAGAUAGUCAUUAGUCCACAGGGAACUUUUCUUGGUGUAUUGUUGAUGGUAGUUUGGUAUUGUUCACCGAGUGUCUUCUGUUAUAUUAUCGAUCGCACCUUCUGCAACACCAAUUAACUGCCCUACUAGGUAGAGUCAGACAUUUGUAGAGAUUUAAUGUGUCAUAUGAAUAUCCUAUAUUAUCGCCAUUGUUCAUAUAGAUAACUAUCAAUAAAGUAGAAAGUCAGCAAUUGUUAUUUAUUUUAAGAGUCGAUUCAAGACAAUUUGUUUUUGAAUGGACACCUCUUCUUAGUUAACAACAACUCAAAAUAGCCAUUAUCAAAGCUUUAGUAUUUUCUACGGAAAUGAAAUGGGCUACUUUAAAUGUGAAAGACGUUCAUAUCUGUAGAGUAUUUGCCUGCGUGAAAACUGUGUGGAAAAUAGGCAGUUGACUGUCGUGAAGUGAAGUGAAUGUACUCUGCGUAACCGCUCCCUGAGGGACCAAACUUAAAUCUACCAUAAAUAAAAAAGGAGUUGGGAGACCAGGCAAGGAUCAUCCGGUCAUGGAAGGGAGAAAGUGAUGGGCCAUGGGGCGUGACAACAUUUUAGUAACAAAACCUCUGAAACAUGGUGAUUCCGUGAGGUCAAAUAAUGUGGAGAUGGCUAGAGCGGGGAUAUUUACCGUCAGUUCUUUUAAGGCAAUUUAAUUUUUUGGGGGUAACUGGCAUUGUAGGAUUUUGAUCUCCCCAAUACAGUUGAACCUCUCCUCAAGGGCCACCCUUGGGACAGAAGAAAGUGGCCGCUAGUAUGGACUGUCUGCCAAGAAAAUUCACUGAUUUGGCUUUGAUCGUAGUGGCAUUUCUAAAGGUGAUAGAUGUACUAUCUAUGCAGAUGAAGUGUGCUAGUACCUCUUAAGAGGAUAAAUAGAUGUAAUAAGCGAAAUAUUCAAAGUUAUAGUAGGCAAAAACUUUGUGCACAACCAGCUCUGCUGGCGUAACUUGGUGUCAAACAAAAGUUUUUAAAAUUUUGACUAGCCCUUUUCAUUUUUCUGAGCAGUGUCUCACCGCGUUUAAAGUUGUUAAGAGCAACCAACGUAAAUGUUAUUUAAGCCUGGUAUGCCCUCGUAACCUGCAUGACAAGCCCAAGGAAUUUAUGCAGAGAACUCCAGAGUAGCUUUGUGACAGGUUAUUUCUAUUGUUAUUGAAAAUUAUCUUCUUUCUAUCGAUGUGAUUUGAUUUUCAUUAGUUAAAAGCCUGAAAUAGAAUUUGUUUGUGUUGUUUUUUAUACGUAAAUAAUUUGAGCCUGAGAAGGUAAAAAGUAUGUAUCCACGAGAAAAAGAUGACAUUAUUGUUGACGUACUUUCAUAAAAAAAUCCAUUAAACACGAACCUACAAAAUUUUAACUCAAAGAGUAAAACAGUUAGUUGAGUUUUAAAGUUAGCGUAAAGUUUCUAUUAUAUCUUCAUGUCUUUUGGGAAUUAAAGUGUUGUAACAU